CAUACAGUUUAAAUUAUGAUAUUUUAAGUAUAAAAAGUGUGUUAAGAUGAGCGAUCGUUACAAAUUCAUACACGACACUGCAGUGGAAUUUUUCAAUGCUACCACCGUGGAAAAUGUGGACGUCAUCCGGCACUUUCUGGAAAACGAGGAUGUAACCAUUCUGGCCGCCGUGUUCGUAGACGGCGAAAUUCUGUUCCAGAAUGCCGUCCCCGUUGAGGAACAGUACAGCCUACUGUUUUACAAAAUUCCCACCCUAGUAAAUUACCUCAGCCAAAAUCCGCAACCCAAAAUCGGAAUGCUUACUCUGGAGGGUGGCUUGGCUAAGUCCAUCUAUAACUCCUUGCAAAGGGUAUUCUCGCCAUACAUUCUGAAAAAGUCCGAAUACACCACCGAGGUGAAAACCAUCCUUCAAAGCCUGCACUCAAAUCUGGGCUUAUCACUUGGCCUAACGGAAUCAGGAAUCCUUUCGAUCCAGGACGAGAUAGCUUUCUGGGUACAGAAAACGAAAACCCUCCCGACCAAAGCGGAUCGCGAUGCGGCGAAAUCGUUUGCCGCCAUCUUGGAAAAGAUCAACGGCCAUAUGAUAAGUUCCUCCAAAGUCAAUUUGACCCAGCUGGAUGAGUUUAUUGACGUUUGUCAGGCGCAUUUGGAUGAAAUAUGGCGACUCCCUAAUCACUAUCCACAAAACCGAAUGUGCAGUAUCUUUGAUCUUAUUUCAAGUCAUGUCGUGGGCACCUGCAGCGAGUACCUGUCCGAGUUGGACAUUUGGGACGCCGGCUCGAUCUAUUUGGACGAGGCCAUCAGUCACGUCAAGGAAACGCUCGAACUUUGGUACCAAACGUUCGACAGUUUGACGCGGCUCUUCUGGCCCAACUACGAGCUACACGCGUGGAUCGGGGACCCGUACAGUUCCAAGCAGCUGGACAAAUUUCGCGCUCGAUUUACCGAGAUUCAGGAGAUAAAAAAUUCUAAGGACUUGCUGAGCGCACUGUUUUUCGACAACGAUGAAUACUAUAUGCUAAUCAGUAAUGUUGCUGAACCAUUUCACGAAAUAAACAUCUAUGACCUGACUCCCCUAGGAAAUAAACGGUGGGAAGUGGCCAAGGCAAACAUGGAAACUUCACUAGUCAAAGUUGACGAGCAGGUCGUGUCCCUACUGAAGACGCAAGUUCACGAUAGUGUCGGGAACCCGAGACAAGCGAUUCAUGUCUUCAAUCGCUACAAAGAAAUCUUCAAUCGCCCGUACGUAUUGAAGGCCCUAGCCGUGGAACGAGAACAGCUUUUUCAAAGCAUCCCAAUGAUCAUACACGAGCUGCGAGAAAUGCUUGUGGCUACCAAUUUUUCUGACGAUGAGGUUACACCGAUAGUCUCGGAAACCCGAUGGUAUCGAGUGGUAGAAGAUCAAAUCGUACAACUGGAAAAUGUCGCUUCUAAGAUCCUCAGCGAUCGGGAUGGUAUUGGACAUACUUUGAAAACAAUUUCCAGCUUUCGUGAAGAGAUUCAAGCGAUGAUACGAGCGAACUUCGAGAGUUGGACCGAGAAUUCUCUCAGUGCGAUUCGUGAAGGAGAGCUGAGAUUACGAGAAAAUCAACCGGUAGUUGUGUUCGAUAAAUCGGAGCGUCAGUUGAUGAAGGUCACUUUCGGACCAAAGAUCGUCACUUUUUGUGAUGAGGCUCGUCAUUUGCAGAACCUUGGAUUGAAAUUAAACGCAGACAUAAAAAAGAGUAUAACGCAUUCGAUGAAGUUCAUUUCCUACGCUCGUCGACUUCAACAAAUCGCUACCUUUCAUAAUACCAUUGGAGAUCGAAUGAUUCCCUGUCAAAGACCCAUCAUGCUGAAACAUGCGAUGGAUUUCUCCAAAUUGAUCAAGAGCGAAUCCGUGUCUUGGAACGACGAAGAAUCUGUCGAAAGAUACAUCCAAAGUCUCCAGGACGCCAUAAAGCGACUGUCCAAAGACAACAACCUACUCACGAGCUACCACGAACAGGCCAAGAAGUGCGUCCUGAAGCUGAUGAACACAGACUUAAUCAGGCAGAGCAACAUUUGGAAGGACGAGAUGCGAAACCUCAGAGAAAUCGUAUUCAACCUAGAGAAGAUGGGCUACACCAACCUCAAUCCGUUCAAACUGCACUGGGAUCAUCAGCUUUACAAAGUUCUCGAAUACCAAUACGUAGCCGGGCUACUGGACGUUCAUCAGAAGCUCCCGGAUAUCCAUGUUGACCUGGUCUUUCGACAACAACAGAUUCAAUUUAGACCUUCACUGGAGGACAUCAAAUCCAAAUACUACUCACAGCUAAGAAGGUUCAUCGAGAAGCCUCUCAGCUUCAAGGGUCUCUCCGAGCAGGGUCCCGUCAUCUUCAAAGUGAUGAUUGAACGUAACGCCGAACAUUUUUCCGUCCUAUACGAAAAAGCAGAAAUAGUAUUCCGUGAGUUACUCGAAUUUCGCGACACUUGGCUUCCGUGGGUUGCUCUCGGGAUGAUUGACAUCGAACAACUCUGUACGGUGCACUGUACCAACUGGCAACACUGGGAUAACAACUUCCGCGCUUGUAAGAAGUUCAGCCAACAACUCGCUCGAAUACAGCAAUCGGAGAAAGAAAUUGACUGUUUGAUAGUAAAUUUCGCUCCCCUAUGUUCCGAUAUCGAAGCCCUCACCCGGCGCUACUGGGAAGCACUGGCGAACAGCUUAAGAACUUCCAUAUUGGACAACAUUUCCGUGCUGCAGGAAUACCUCUCCUACUCGUUUCAAGUUCUCCAGAACAUUCCUCAAGAUGAACUGGGAAUCGCCGAGUCCAGUGCCAAGUACGAGAAAAUUGUUAGCGAACUACCCGGGAUGACCGAGCUGAUAAAAUCGCUGCAAGGCAAAGACGGAUGCCUGGCGGGUUGGUGCAAGGAACGUGUUUCGGCUUUGAAUGGUAUUCAAACGCAAUGGAAUCAGCUGCAACCGCUGAUUGAAAACCACCAGACGCUACUGCAGGGAAGGCUGGACAUAAUCAAGGAAAACAUAUUGCGGCACAUCAAUGAGUUGAAUGAUGAAGCGGAGAAGUUCUCGAUUAGGUGGGAAUCUACCAUUAGAGAUUUGGAGACAAAUGAUAAUGCUGAUAUGAAUCUGUUUCGUGAGCGGCAAGGACAAUGGAAGGCUAUCGUCGAAAAACGCGAAACCUUGCAGAAACAAACCGAAAAGUUCUUCAUCAAAGUGCCGGAAGAUUUUGAUGCAAUUUUCUCCAAACUGGAAACUGAAAUAAACGAACAGGGCAAAAAUUGGGAAAUCUUCAACAACUUCCUCAAUGACUACGACACAAUUUCCAAUGAAGAGUGGACCAUAUAUCGUAGGCGACCUCACAUUUUAACGGAUUUCCUAUCGAAAUGGGAAAAAUCUUUAACCGGACCUCCAAGUGUUGCAUCCGCUCGGAUCGUUACAAUCGUAGAGCGAUACAGAGCCUCGAUACCGUUGCUGAACGCCCUUCAAUCGGAUGCGCUAAUCGAGAAACACUGGGCUAAACUAUGUCAAAUGUUACACAUAGACAGCAAAUCACACCACGACCUCAGCCUGGGAGAUGUGCUGGCAGUUUCCGAAAACCUUCAACAACAGGCAGCCGAGAUUCAAGCUAUCGUUCGACAGGCAGCUUCGGAACACGUAAUACGUCAAGCCAUCGUUGAACUCGAACAGUGGAGCGCUACCGCCUUGCUGAAGCUGGUCUCGCAUACCGAUUCGAAGGGAUCGAACGUCUCACUGAUCAAAGACUUCACUGAGACGUUGAAUAAAAUAGGAGAUAAUCAAUUUCUGUUGCAGUCGGCAAAGAAUUCAGCUUCUUUUGAGUCUUUCUCGGAACAAGCUGAUCUAUGGGAGGAAAAGCUCACCAACCUAGAUUACAUCAUUACUCAUCUGAAUCAGAUACAAAAGAAGUGGAUAUAUCUGGAACCAAUUUUCGGGGUUGGGACGUUGAAGAGAGAAGAAGCGGUGUUUAAGAGCAUUGACAAGAAUUUCAGAUACAUUAUGAAAGAGGUGGCGGAUGAUCCGAGGGUUGUUUCGGUGAACAAGAUCAACAACAUUCUGUCUAUUAUAGAGACACUGCAGAACCAGAUAUCUCGCUGUCAAAAUGCACUCAGUUCUUACAUAACUACGAAGCGUAAUGCCUUCUCCCGUUUCUAUUUCCUAUCCGAUGACGAUUUGCUAGAAAUGCUAGGUCAAUCUUCUAAGGAAUCCAUCAUGCAAAAACACAUUCGGAAGUUGUUUCCGGGAAUUUACAAACUGGUAUUCGAUGAGACGGUUAACAACGUGUUAGCGUUUUGCAGUGAAGAAGGUGAUGAAGUUCGUUUAACCAAUCCGAUUGCAAUCACACCACUCGUCGAAGAAUGGUUGAACCAUUUACUCAUUGAAAUUAAGACUACGCUCAAGUAUCUCAUAAAGAAGUGCCUGGAAACCGAUUCGAUCAGUGAACAAGCCAUUCGCGAGUAUCCCAUGCAAGUGCUCUGCUUGGUUAAUUCGAUCACUUUCACCAAACGAACCGAGAAAGCCAUUUCGGGGAUGCAGCUGAACAAUUUGAAACAAAGCAUUCAGGGUGAGAUCGGUAGAUUUUCUAUACUUCUUCAUAAAAACGCCGAUCCGUUGAUUCAGGUCAAACUAAGAUCGUUGCUCAUUGAUUUGGUGUAUCAAUCAACUACUAUAGACUAUCUUAUGGAUCAUAAUGUAACGAAUCUGCAAGAUUGGUACUGGUUGCAGCAAUUGAAGUUCUACCAAGAUCGAAACGGCAAUGUUUCGAUCAAGAUGGUGUAUGCCGAAUUCGAAUAUUCUUAUGAAUUCCUUGGAAAUUAUAACAAACUAGUCUACACAUCGCUAGCUCACAACUGCUACCUGAUACUAACCCAAGCGAUGCAGUUAGGACUUGGAGGUAAUCCUUUUGGACCAGCUGGAACCGGCAAAACGGAGUGUGUCAAAUCUCUUGGAGCAAUGCUCGGAAGGUUGGUGCUGGUGUUUAACUGUGACGAAAAUAUAGAUACUGCUGCAAUGGCUUUGAUUCUUUCUGGUUUAGCACGUUGCGGAGCUUGGGGUUGUUUCGAUGAGUUCAACCGGCUUCAGGAAGCAACGCUAUCGGCUAUAUCUAUGAUUAUCCAACCUUUGCAAGUUGCCUUGAAAGACAAACAGACGGAAGUUCUACUGAACAACGAAUCCGUUCCACUGAACCAUCACUGUUGCGUAUUCGUCACUUUGAACCCCGCUGGAGAAGAAUACGGUGGACGGCAGCAAUUGCCGGUGAAUCUUCAGUCACUUUUCAGACCGAUUGCUAUGCAAGCUCCAAGACCUCAACAAAUUGCUAGAGUCACUCUUUUUGUUGAAGGUUUUAAACAUGCCGAUCGCAUCGGCACACAGAUUGUGGAGCUUUUCGAAAUGUCGAAGAAGAUUCUCUCUAAGCAACGUCACUACGAUUGGGGUUUACGUGAACUUAAAGCGGUACUGUCAGCUUGUGGAUCCGCGUUGAAGAACUCACAGACCGAAAUCGAUUACGACCAAGAAGCUAGGUUGGCUGUAAAUGUUAUUCGAUCGAGUACCAUGUCCCGAUUGACCUUAUCCGAUUGUAAGCGGUUCGACAUUUUACUGUCCAAUGUGUUUCCAAACAUCCCGAUAUCUAACAAUCAAAACGAAGAGCUGCGUUCCAAGAUAAUGGAUACGUUUUCUGUUCUCGGAUACCAACAGAACAAUAGACAGGUCGAAAAAUGUCUUGAAUUGGCGGCCCAACUACAGAAGCGUAUGGGAGUGGUUAUAAUUGGACCUCCUCGGUCAGGGAAAUCUACAAUUAUUUCGGUUCUGAAAGAAGCACUAUUAUCGCAAGGACAAACCAUUCGAGCUCACAUUAUAUCGCCCAAGUCAAUGAACCGGAUACAGUUACUUGGUAAACUAGAUCCCGAUACACGUCAGUGGACCGAUGGAGUAUUGACGUCUACAGCUAUCGCCGUCAAUGCAGAACCUCGGACCGUAACUUCUUGGAUCAUUUGCGAUGGAGACGUUGAUCCGGAAUGGAUUGAAGCGCUGAACUCCGUCCUCGAUGACAACCGUCUCUUAACCCUACCCUCCGGGUGGAGAAUACAGUUCGGUAGCAACGUCAAUUUCAUUUUCGAAACCCACGAUUUAUCAACAGCAUCUCCAGCGACCAUAUCUCGAAUGGGAAUUGUAAACCUGAACGCCGAAGAUUUACCUUAUCAACUAGUGGUUAAUGCAUGGUUGGCUAAAAAACCGGACGCAGAAAUUUUGAAGUCCUACCUAGAUCAACAUUUCUACAAAUCAAUCGAAUGGAUUGAAGAACAAAAAUUGAAGCCAGCAGGAUACUCUUUGAUCACCAUUGCCGAAUCAGGUCUGCUAGCAAUCGAUUCUACCAAAUCGAACGAGCAGUUUUGCGUUAAUAUGCUCUGUGGGCUAAAUGGUCUUCUGAAUGCAGAGGGAAAAAAUAAACUAUCUAACCAAAUCUUUACAUGGGCAGACAUUGCUGUAACGGAUGCUUCAGUGGCAGAAUUUCAUUAUUACAACAGCUUUCAAGAUAUGAUUGAGCUCUACGGCACAGAUGAAAUACUAGGUGCCAGCAUCAAUGACAACGUCUUCACAAAUGUGCUGGUAAAAACACCUCUAAUGAAGCUAAGUGGAGAACUGCUCAAACUUAUCUUAGAGUCCAACACCCGAAACAUUGCACUCCUUAUCGGGCCCAGCGGAAAUGGAAAAAGUCUGCUUCUACAAUCCGUCGUAAACGAGUUCAAUGGUUUCCAACUGGUCACUAUCAGUUGUAGUGCUCAGCUAACCACCGCCAGCAUUCUCAAUACACUGAAACAAAACUCCAUGGUUCUUACCACCGUCAAGGGCAAAGAAUAUAGACCGAAGUUCUCCAAAAUUGUUAUCUAUUUCAAAAACAUCGAUCUCUGCACUGUCGACAGCUGGGGCACAUGUGAAGUCGUAGAACUUCUACUUCAGCUCAUCAACCGUAGUGGUUUCUACUCGGAUACACUGGAAUGGAUCAGCGUAGUCGGGAUUCAAAUCUGCGCCUCCAUUUCUGAUCUGAACAAAGUUCACAUCUCGCCUCGGUUCCUUUCAAUCUGCCAUAUGGUACGCAUCAGCUAUCCCACCAAUACGGAAAUGGAAAGCAUCGUCAAGAGUAUGUUGCUGCCGAUCUACAACCAGCGAGGAAAAACUACCGUCAAGGUUAAGCUAAGUGAUCUAGUCAACAGCGUGCUGAGCGUGUACUCUGAUAUUCAGGCUCGCUUCAAUCAGGGAGAAAUACUACAUUACCGAUUCACUCCCAAGAUGAUUGAACGCUGGAUCAGCGGGGUGCUACACUAUCCCGAGGGAAAUUUCGGUCAAGCUCUGCGCUAUGAAUGCAACCGUAUCUUCCGGGAUCGACUGGUGUCUGGUGAUGAUCGGGAGGCCUUCGACGAGAUUAUAAGGGACAAUUUGCGGCUGUUGGAUGAACUCGGUAGAAAUGACGUCUUCAUGCCGGGUGAAGAAAAAACGAACAAGGAAUUACAGCUGGUGGAUCGGGAGUAUUUGAAGGAGGCCAUCGACCGCGCGAUAACCAUUUGUAAUACCGAAACCAUCUUCGUGAAUGUUCCAAUGUCGGAAACUUUCCAGGACUCAGUAUCGUCAGUACUAAGAAUACUCCACAGACCCCAAGCUAACCUGGUGAUGUGCGGUAAGGUGGGAUCUUGCCGUUUGGAGGCUCUUUACGUGGCAACGAGUUUACUGAACAUGAAAAUAUGUUUCCCGCAAACCGGAAAAGGUUACUGUUUGAAUGAUUUCAACAAUGAUUUGAAAAUCGCGAUGCAAAGCUGUGCUCUCGAAAAUGAACCAACAGUUUUCUACAUUGACCAUUCGGUGAUCGAAUACUUAGGAGAUAUUCUGAAAACUUGCGAAGCGAUCCUCGAGGGAGCAGAUCUAACUGACUUUUUCGGUGAUGAUUUGGAGAAUUUGGCAAGCCCUUUAAAGGCACAGGCCGCUCUCGAAUCAUUCCAACUGUCCUUGGCGGCAUAUUUUCAACAACGGAUCGUCGACAAUUUUCAUUUGGUAAUUCUUCUAGAAUACACUUCCCCAAAAACAAGGGAAUUGUUUGAGAACUACUCCGCACUAUACCACAAAGCUGAAAUAAUGUGGAUACUAGAGGACAAAAUCACCGAAUGCGACAGUCUAGUCAGAUAUUUAGCUGAUAUCAGCAGCGACGGAACACCAGAAUCAAAUGCCAUACCUUUGCCGGUCUUCUUCCGGGAUCUCUUAGACAGCAAUCUAAGCAUUUGGUCCUGUUCCCCGAAAAGAAGGAUGCAACUGAUUCGUUGUUACCGAUACGUCUACGAAAGUCAAAAAUCCGAAAAAGAAGUACACAAAAAUAAAAUACAGAUUGGAGUGAACAAGCUUUCCGAAACACACAAGAUUGUUGAAAAGCUUAAACUCGAAGCGGAAGAAAAACAAACAGCGCUCGCUGAAAAAAGAAAACUAGCCAAUCAAUCGCUGGAGAUGAUCUCCAACACGAUGAGGAAUGCGAAUGAUCAGAAAACAGAACUCUUGGAACUACAACGGAAAACGCAACAAAGUAGCGUAAAGCUCACGGAACGUAAGAAAGCUAUCGAAGCAGAGCUUAGCCUCGUGGAACCGGUUCUUCAGGAAGCCAGUGCCGCCGUAGGACAAAUCAAAACGGAAGCUCUUUCUGAGAUUAGAUCACUGCGGGCCCCACCGGAAGUAGUCAGGGAUAUUCUUGAAGGGGUUCUUAGACUUAUGGGAAUUCGAGAUACUUCGUGGAACAGUAUGAAAACAUUCCUGGCUAAAAGAGGCGUCAAAGAAGACAUACGCUCCCUAGAUCCUUCGAGAAUCAACCCCGAGAACUGUCAAGCUGUAGAGAAGCUUCUGCAAUCGAAAGCCGAUUCGUACGAACAGAAGAAUGCGAAGCGAGCUUCUGCUGCAGCAGCCCCCUUAGCUGCUUGGGUGAUUGCUAACGUGAAAUAUUCGAAAGUGAUUCAGAGUAUCAAACCUCUGGAGCGAGAACAGAAUGAGCUACGUGAGAAUUUGGAAAAAGCAGAAACGGAGAUGAAGUCGCUAUCCAGUGGUUUAGAAAAUGUUAACGACAAAGUCAAGCAGCUAUCUCAACAACUGAACGUAUACACCCAGGAAGCAGCGAUGCUAGAAAUAAAACUAGGCGAUGCUCAGCAAACACUCCAAUCGGCCGAAAUUCUUGUGCAAAGUUUAAGUUCCGAAUACGUCAGCUGGAGCAACGAGUUGGAAGAACUUAACGAGACGAUCGCUCAAAUAGAUAAACGAAGUUUCUUAACCGCUCUUUGCAUCACUCAUUUGUCUCAUUUAUCACUAGAAGAACGAAACGAUGUUCUGCAUAAAAUUGCGAAGCUCAUUAAAGAUGACGUAUUCGACAUGAAUAAUCUAAUCACCAGUCAGGAUAAAAUAAUCUGGGAGAGUAUGGGGCUUACUGCUGAUCAGCAAUAUCAAGAAAACGCAACAGUGAUCAAUCAAUUUCUGCAGCUACCUUUCGGUGCAACUCCCGUUCCUCUACUCAUCGACCCUACGGAGACAGGUCAGAAAUGGAUUACCAAUUAUUUGAAGUACAAAAACCUAACUUUUGAGCUAACCAGUCAAUCGGCUGAUCGAUUCAGUUAUAUUUUGGAACUUGCAAUCCGAUUCGGAAAAAUUCUAAUAAUACGCAACAUCAAUGCCAUCGAGCCUCCAUUACUGUCACUUUUCUUCACCAGAAUCCACAGCCGCUUUAACAAACGAAUGGUUCAAAUCGGUAACAAGUUAAUUGACCUGCACGAUGACUUCAAAUUUAUUCUAGUGACCCAGAACGAACAACUUUACUUCGGUCCGGAAAUGCAGGCCCAUUUUAUGAACCUUAUGUUUACUAUUACAACAGCUGGUUUAACAGAUGUUCUCACCUACAAGUGGGUUCAAACUAAGGACCCAGAAAUCGAACGAAAACGUAUCGAGCUGCUGGAAGAAGAAGGUAAACUGGUGAAAGAGAGACGCAGUCUUCAGGACAAAUUACUGCAAGAGUUGUCAUCUUCUCAGGGAGACAUUCUGAAAAACGAACCGCUGCUGAAUACGUUGAAAAAUAUCAAAACCAGCGCUCGGUCAAUCGAACAGUCCCUCGAAGAGUUUUCAGAAAUACGAGACCGUCUUAAAGAGCACUACGAUCAACGGCGAAGUUUCAGUAAUGCGGCAGCAAGAUUCUACAUGGGAAUUCGUAGAUUCUACACCAUCAACGUAUCAAAGUUUACAACAAUUUUCUUGAGUGUUAUCGACAACGAAAAGCACUCAACCCCCGAGGAACUGUACAAAAUUCUCAUCCGUAGAAUUUUCACUCUUAUAAGUCGUAGUACACCGAAAGACGAACAGAUGAUUCUGGGAUUGAACAUUUGCAAGCAAGCAUUCCCCGAACUCCUACCCGAUAGAGAAUGGGAAUCGUUUGUGUUGAACUUCACCAAUGCUGAACAAAUCGCUGAUCAGAACCUCCCCUCGUGGAUCAAGUCAGAGAGUCUUCCCAAAGUCCUGGCCUUGAAACAGCAGCAUCCGGAACUGUUCUCCAAAUUAAAUCUGGAUAACAGCAAUAUUUGGCAGAAGUACAUUGAUUCCGACGAUGUUUCUAUCCCGAUCGGGGUAAGUGAGUUCCAAUACAUCCUGGUAGCACAAGUAUUCCGACCUGAUUUGUUGAUCCGAACCAUAACUAGGACGGUUCAAAACUUAUUAGGAUUGAAAACAUUGUACACUAUUCGGCCAUCGAUCAAGCUACUGGCCGAGGAAAGCCUCGUCGAUGAACCAGUCCUUCUGAUAGCAUCGUCAGGAAUCGACCCAUCGGAAGAAAUUCGUGAAUACGCCAAACAAACCAUCGGCCUUUCGAAGUAUGCAGAGUUUGCAAUGAGUAAAGGGCACGAACAAGAAGUUCUGAAGCUUAUCAAACAAUCUGCUAACGAGGGCGGAUGGAUUUGUGUCAAAAACAUUCACACGGUUCCGCAGUGGCUUCGCCAUUUAGACGAUGCUCUCAAGCAGCUGCAGCCGACGGAAGGUUUUCGUCUGUGGUUGACUUCAGAAACGGAUCGCAAUCUGUACGAGGUGUUCAUCAAAAAGUGCAACAAAGUGCUGUUCGAGCCGCCAACCGGGUUGAAGUACAAGAUGAAGAUGCUGAUGGAACAACACGCUGGUACCGUCACCCGUAAACGGGACUACAAAUCGAUCAAGAUGUACGUUGGGCUGUUCUUGCUGCACUCGAUCGUCCAGGAGCGCAGGUCGUAUGUUCCACAAGGUUGGAGCAAAUGGUACGACUUCUGCGAUUCCGACCUGCGCACCGCGAUGCAACUGAUACACUACACCGAGGGAGCCAAUACCUUGAAGAUUCACUGGCCGCUGCUGCAAGGUCUCUGCGAAAAGGUCGCAUACGGAGGCCGCAUCGACAACGAUAACGAUUUCGAAAAAUUGGAACACCUGCUUCGGGAGUUUUACGACGAAAAAAUUAUGAACAGCCGUUGGCAACCGAUGUUCAUCGGGGUUAGCUUCCCGAAUUCCAAUCAUUUAGAGGACUACUUAAAAGUAAUUGAGCAACUGCCGGACACGGAUAGUCCUGCUCUUUAUGGCAUUCCGGCGUCUACAAACUCCUCCAGGGACAUAAUUUUCUGUCGAAACACUUUGAAAGUGUUGAGGCAGAAAUAUUUCAGCGGCGGAAGCGUUCAAAAUUUCGACAAACGGAUCAAACCAAUAAUUGCUUUGUGGAACAAACUGAUGAGUGGAACGAUGGCCUACCGGUUGGACGGUAUCCUCGAAAGGAACAAAACCAAUCAAGACCCCUGGAUGGUAUUCCUUUUAGCCGAACUGACAGUAGUACGAAAUCUUUACGAAACGAUCCAAAGCUGUCUACAGAUGUUCAGAAACUCGCUCAAAGAAAUCGACGGCAUUUCCGGUUCAGAUCGUUCGAUUUUGACUGUGCUUUGUGAUAAUCAGGUUCCGCUGCAAUGGCGUCGAAUUUGGAGUGGUCCAAAAACGCUUAUCGAAUACCUGAAGGCAAUUGGUUUCAAGACAAAAGAAACAGAGAAGCUUUAUAAUCAAAUUGUGGAGAAUCGUCCUGUUGAGGUCGUGAAUUUCAACAACUUUUUCAACGUUGAAGCUUUCCUCACCACGAUAAAGAUGAUCAAAUCGAAGGAGCUGAGCGUUUCUACGACGGAGCUGAGACUGUUCGCCACUUUUGAUGAGCGCAGAAAGGGAAAUGAAAUAUUAGUAGAACCACUUUUGAUUGAUGGUGGUUAUUUGAGCAAUCAAAAGCUUAUGAUACAACAAGGAAAACAACACACUGGUCCAACGAACACGGGAAAGUUUACCUUGGAUUAUAAACAAUCAUCAGGCAGCUCAGCCGGUUCAAAGCGAUCUAGUCAACCAGAUGCCCAGUUUGAAAUUCCCGUCUACAAUAAUAUUUCGCGGGAUAUGAAGCUUUGUGAGAUCGCCAUAGACAUUGGCCCAGGCCUGGAUCGAACACAACUCGUGGCAGCAGGAGUUGCUCUUAUCAUCCCCGAAAAUUAUUAAUUACUAUAAUCAAGGAAAAUCUUUCAAAUUCUACUAUUCACAACAAAGAGAGGCUAUUCAACAGUACAAUUUGUAACUAUUUACAUGGUUUAAUCGUGUGUGUGACUUUAGAUUUGAUUUUUAUGAAAACUACCUUCAUAAACCAAGGAACCAAAUAAAACUAGGAUUUAACUUCGGCA
Molecule: messenger RNA, 12723 nt
Organism: Uranotaenia lowii
Lineage: Eukaryota; Metazoa; Arthropoda; Insecta; Diptera; Culicidae
Gene: btv
Product: cytoplasmic dynein 2 heavy chain 1
Exons: 13
Coding region: 47-12544 (4165 amino acids)
Biological process (GO): microtubule-based movement
Cellular component (GO): dynein complex
Molecular function (GO): ATP binding; minus-end-directed microtubule motor activity; dynein intermediate chain binding
Source: RefSeq, a predicted model, not a curated record